Polistes dominula (European paper wasp) is the source of this 3005-nucleotide messenger RNA. It is a transcript of the gene aPKC, whose product is annotated as protein kinase C iota type. The record is from RefSeq and is a predicted model, not a curated record. NCBI's taxonomy places the organism in Eukaryota, Metazoa, Arthropoda, Insecta, Hymenoptera, Vespidae. Gene Ontology annotation, molecular function: protein binding; ATP binding; protein serine/threonine kinase activity. Gene Ontology annotation, biological process: establishment or maintenance of cell polarity; protein phosphorylation.
UAUAUUUUAAUUAUAUUUGUCCUUUUUGUUUAUAACAAUUCAAAGUUUUAUUCAUUUAAAUAAUAUACACGCGUAAUGCAUAUUUCAUUAAAGCGUAAACAAAACUAUUUGUUUCUGUUAUGAGAGACCAUUUAAAAGAAUGUUUUAUUUACGUAGUUUCUAUAAAAUACAUAGUUUUCGUAAAGCAUAUGUGUCAGUUUCUAAAUCGUCCGAAAUUAUUUAUUGUCAAUGAUAAAUAAUAGAGAUAACAAAACAAUGUUCGCGUAAUACGAAUAAAAUGUCCUAAUGAUAUGAAUUAACCACGGUUGAUUAACUACAUAUGUGUGAAUACGAAAUCACCAUUCAUAGCAUAAUUAAAUAUGGCGGCUUUGGAAAUACUGCUGUUGGGAUCAAAUGAAUACGCGUCUCGUCGAAUUGUCGUGCCUUGAACUACGUUCGUUUGAAGUGCCUUUAUUUUCCUGUGAUUUUGAAUGCUUUCCAUUAGUUUAGAAAGUAUACAUAUAUAUAUAUAUAUAUAUAUAUAUAUAAAUACAUACAUAUAUAUAAUAUAUUUAACUAGUAGAAUUUGAAAAAAAAGAUAUAUAUAUAUAUAUAUAUCUACAUUCCUUGUGGUGUUUGUGUUCCUCGAUAAUUGUUCCUGUUUUAAAAAGAGAAAACGAAAUAAUUAUAAACAUUUGAGAGACUACAAAAGAAUCAAAGUCUUCUAAUAUCAUAUGUGAUCAUGAUUCCAAACAGAUUAUCUAAUAGAGCACAAAGUAAUGUGACAGCGAGCACUCAGUUUGUGUUAUAUUUACAUAAAACAAGAAGGAAUGAUCUAUCUUUCUUUAAUUCUUAUUACUUUUUCAAUAUGACACUUGGUCGUGUUUUCAAGGGUAAGGGGCAACCCAAGGGACAAGCAAGAAUGCCUGCGGAAAUGGAUAUACGAGUCAAAGUUAUAUAUAAUGGGGAGGUCCAAAUUACAUACGUGACGGCCGGGAUCUCGGUGGAUACGUUGCGGGAGGAGAUGAGAGCGAUAUGCGGGUUUGGUGGCGCAGGGCCAGGUUCAGGGCCGGACCAACAAUUCACCAUGAAGUGGGUCGAUGACGAGGGAGAUCCUUGCAGAAUUGCGUCGCAGGAAGAAUUAGACGAAGCUCUGCGACUGUACGAACUAGAAAAGGACACGGAAAUAACGAUACACGGAAAAUGCAAAAAAUACGAUACCUAUCCAAAGUAUGCACUCACGAUAUAUAUAUAUAUGAUCUCUUUUGCUAUUUCUUUUUCAACGAAAUACUUAAAUAAAGUUUGUCACAAAUCAACCUCUCUUCUUUCUGUUUACGAGAGUCGUAUAUUAUAUAUACAUGAAUAUCCAUUGUAAAAAAGAAACACAUAUACUCUUGAUUUUAAUGGGUUUCUCGCGUUUAUUUCACCAACGUCGAAAAUAAAUGAGUUAAACUUUCCAAUUAUUCUCUCUCCCUCUCUCAUAUUUUCGACGAAUAUUCGACUACCAUUUCCUUUUUCAAACGAUUGCAUGUCUCUCUUCCGACUUUUUUCUCUUUCCCUUUUAUUUAUUUCUUUCGGAGAAAAUAUAGUACCUAUAACUAAUUACCUACGUAUGUUAUUGGACGUUUUACUUGUCUCAACAAAAAAUGAACAAUAAUCUUUCUUCGUCAAGUCUAGUUGAAAAUAUGAUUUUCUUUUUAUGUUUUUUUUCUUUUUUUCUUCUAAUCUCGAUCAUUCUAUCUAAUAAUCAUUGAGAUCAAUACAUUGUACUUUUCUUUUUGUUUUUAAAGAGCUCAGGAUAGAACACUUAGUCUGACAUGAAAUUUGAAUGCGCUCUCAGUGUAUAUUUAUAUAGGUCACCACACCUUUGCUAGUUGCUCGAUGUGUCGUGUAAAUGUAGGAUCGUCUAACUAGAGAACCUAACACCUCUUUGUAAAGGGACACGCAUUCGAACGUUAAACAAUGUUUACGCGUGUAUAACAAGCGUUUAAAGUCAAGCUUGUCCGAGUGUAAAAGCAGUUCAAUGAAAUUAUUUAAAAGAAUAUUUUCCUUACAUUAUUGCAAAACGAAUCAAAUUGUUAAUCCAAAAAUUCAAUUUCUGAAUACUUAAUAUCAUUAGGAUGUUAAUUAAUUUACACUUGAAAGAUCAUAAGCAUAUGUAGGUCGGAUAAUGCAGUAUUAUGAAUUCAAUAUCGAAAGUAAACAAUUUUGAAAAUAGUAAUUGGGGUAACAUCCUUUCUACCAUUCUUCUAACAUUACUAUUCUAUUCUACGCAUGAAUACCUAGUAUUCUAGUUGUUUUCACGAACACGAAGUCGCAAACCUAGGUAUUAAUACCUAUUCCUAUUGUCUUACUGUGUCUAAAAGGACAAAGGAGAUAUCGAACAGUCACGAUUCAGAUCACUACUACUUUUAGUAAAGAUUCUUUCUAUACUUGAAUCUAAGAACCCAAUUACACCAAUAUUAGCUUCACAGUAACUCUCUAAAUUGUUUAAAAUAUCAAAUUAAUCAGCCUACGAAUAAAUUAACUGAGAACAGAUUUUGAAAAUGUAAAUUCUUCGAAAUUUUAUUUACCUCGAAUUGUUUUGUAAAAGUUUGAGUUACGAUGUAUUAUUAUAUGUAGAAGUUUUGAUCCCAGAGAGGUGAAUCUUUCGGUAAGAUUUAGCUGAGUGAGAAUAAGGCGUCCUAGGAGCGCAGUAUCCUGCGCAGAGAUUCUUUGGUGUCUUGUCAGCUUUUCACCCUUUCUUGUUCCACACCCGUGGUUGGUGGUGGUAGUGGUGGUGAUCGCGAGAGGUAUGUUUCUUGGUAGUCGAGUAAAAGAAAGGAGCUUGGGAAGAGGACAGAGAGAAGAGUAGUACUUACACGUCCUUUCAGUCUUGUGUUCAUUCUUUUUAUGUUACUCGUUGUCCUGUUUGUCCUUGCCUCGUCAAACUUGGCCAGUGUUAGCAACCCUGACGCAAGGAAAGAAGGAAAGGUGGUGGCAAAGGGGUAGGAGAGUUGGCAUUAAACCUAAAGAGGGUGUAGAUA